Tinamus guttatus (white-throated tinamou) is the source of this 1678-nucleotide messenger RNA. RefSeq names its product katanin catalytic subunit A1 (gene KATNA1). Gene Ontology annotation, biological process: microtubule severing. Gene Ontology annotation, molecular function: ATP hydrolysis activity; microtubule binding; microtubule severing ATPase activity. The record is from RefSeq and is a predicted model, not a curated record. Gene Ontology annotation, cellular component: microtubule cytoskeleton. Lineage: Eukaryota; Metazoa; Chordata; Aves; Tinamiformes; Tinamidae.
UUGUGGGAUUUUUCUUAACAUAAAUAUUCCUUAUCUCUUUCAGCUUCAUGUUGAACAUGAGCCUUGUUAUGAUUAGUGAGAAUGUAAAGCUGGCCCGUGAAUAUGCUCUGUUGGGCAACUAUGACUCUGCGAUGGUCUAUUACCAGGGAGUUCUUGACCAAAUGAAUAAAUACCUCUACUCCGUCAGAGAUGCGUAUCUGCAACAGAAAUGGCAGCAGGUUUGGCAGGAGAUAAGUGUGGAAGCUAAGCAUGUGAAAGAUAUAAUGAAAACACUAGAGAGUUUUAAGCUAGACAGUACUCCACUGAAAGCUUCACAACAAGAAUUACCAGCUCAUGAUGCAGAGGUCUGGUCUUUGCCAGUACCUGCUGAAAGUAGACCUUCGCCAGGACCCAGGAAACGUCAGUCUGCUCAGUGCAGUGAUUGUAGAGGUCACAAUAAUCGUAUAAGUGCAGCAGUCAGAGGCCCCCACCGUCCAUCCUCCCGAAAUCCCAGCGAAAAAGGGAAGGCAGUCCGUGGCCGGGAAAAGAAAGAGCAGCAAAUUAAAGGAAAGGAGGAGAAGAACAAAUCCACAUCUGAGAUUUCAGAAUCUGAACCAAAGAAAUUUGAUGGUACUGGGUAUGAUAAAGAUUUAGUAGAAGCUUUAGAAAGAGAUAUAAUUUCUCAAAAUCCCAACAUUAGAUGGGAUGACAUUGCUGAUUUAGUGGAAGCCAAAAAGCUACUCAAAGAAGCUGUAGUUCUACCAAUGUGGAUGCCAGAAUUUUUUAAGGGAAUUAGAAGACCAUGGAAGGGUGUGCUAAUGGUCGGUCCUCCUGGUACUGGAAAAACCCUUCUGGCAAAGGCUGUAGCUACUGAAUGCAAGACAACUUUUUUCAAUGUUUCUUCUUCCACACUUACCUCAAAGUACAGAGGCGAAUCUGAGAAACUUGUUCGUCUACUGUUUGAAAUGGCUCGAUUUUAUGCCCCGACAACUAUAUUUAUAGAUGAGAUAGACUCCAUUUGCAGUCGCAGGGGCACUUCAGAGGAACAUGAAGCCAGCAGGCGUGUGAAAGCAGAACUGCUCGUCCAGAUGGAUGGUGUUGGAGGAGCUACUGAAAAUGAUGAUCCUUCUAAGAUGGUUAUGGUACUUGCUGCUACUAAUUUUCCUUGGGAUAUUGAUGAAGCCUUGAGGCGGAGAUUAGAAAAGAGGAUUUACAUUCCUUUGCCAUCAGCAAAAGGUAGAGAGGAGCUCCUGAAAAUAAACCUGCGAGAGCUGGAACUGGCCGAUGAUGUUGACCUUGCAAAUAUAGCCGAGAAAAUGGAGGGCUACUCAGGUGCAGACAUUACCAAUGUGUGCAGGGAUGCGUCGCUGAUGGCCAUGAGAAGGCGCAUUGAAGGCCUGACGCCGGAGGAGAUAAGAAACCUCUCCCGAGACGAAAUGCACAUGCCAACAACUAUGGAAGACUUUGAAAUAGCUUUAAGAAAAGUUUCUAAAUCUGUAUCUGCUGCGGACAUUGAGAAAUAUGAAAAAUGGAUAGUUGAAUUUGGAUCAUGCUGAGUUGUCUUAUCUUGGAGAAGCCACCUUGCGUCUUAAAACAGCUUCAGAAGUAAUAAGUAGUGUGUCAGUGCACUGAGUGCUCUUUUUAACUUUUGUAAUUAAAUUUAAGAGCAACAGAUAGCUAAAUAAAUUUUUUUUUAAAA